AGAGAUUCAUAUGCAGAUAGUCAACAGGCGUUCGGUUGUAAACAAAUCAAGUGGAAGGAGCAAAGAAUUGAUUGAAUCAAAUUGCAUUGUUGUUCCUACAAUAUUCCAACUGAAAAAAAUUUUCUUUUCAUAAAUUACUUGUAUUACAUGAAUCGCUAGUAUAAAUGCGAUUGAAAGAAGCUGAUAGAAUCAUUUUCAAUGAAAAACAUGGGUUCAGAGAGAGACGUUCACAUGGUUCCCGAGAAUAAACUGCAGAAUUCUAAAUCUCCUCAGAAUUUCCCGAUUGGACACAGCCAUAGUGGAUGGGCCGAGCUGAAUCUCGGCUUCCAGUCGUCCAAAGCGAAGUUGCCUGGAAUAAAAACCGAUAAAGCGGUGGACAAUGAAAUAAUUGAUACUUUCGUUGAUGAUUUUGAAUACUUUGAUUACAAAUCUGUCAAGAGGAACAGUUGGUCUGGAAUAUUAGAAGCCUGUCACCCGAAAAAAGCUUCCGAAUUAUCUGUAAGCAAGCAGAAACAAAAUGAGAUCAUUCAGUGGCUAAGUUCUGAAGCUGUAACCGGCAAACCGACGAUUUUAUUGCUCUCUGGUGCUUCCGGAUGUGGAAAAACAGUCACUCUUAAAGUAUUGGCUGAGGAGAAUGAUUUUGACGUUAUUGAAUGGAUCUCUCCUAUGGAUUCUGCAUAUUCUCAUGACUCCAAAUAUUUAGGUCAAAGCGAUAAAUUCAUGGAGUUUUUGGUGAGAGCCACCAGGUAUAAUUCAGUAUUUAACAAGGGUAAAAAACGCCUUCUACUCGUUAAGGAUAUUCCCAACAUCUAUUCUAUCGACAAGAAUAGUUUUCACGAAGUGCUGAGACAAUAUAUGGAAAUGGGAAAACAACCAUUAGUAUUUUUGUGUCCUGACUCUGAAAGCAGUAAAAUGGUAUAUACACUGUUUCCCCCAGAGAUUAUGGAAAGAUUUCGAAUAAAUAAAAUUAAUAUUCUCCCUACUACACCCACUGCCAUGAAAAACAUGUUGAAGCGUGUUGCUCAGAUUUUAAAUGCGAGAUUUGGGGAUCUUGUUAAUGUGACACAGGCUGUUGUUGAUGAAGUGCUGUCUAACAACAUUGGAGAUGUUAGGAGUACAAUUUUAAAUACCAUUUUUGCAUCAUUAAGAGUACCAACUCAUCAUUCCAAAAAUAAUUGUGGACCUCGUGGGGAGAGUCUGGGGCUUCUGCAUGGCAUUGGGCGGGUUAUUAAUCCCAAACGAGUAGUGGAAGGAGACAAAUGGAGCUUCACACAUGAUCCAGAUGAUAUUGCUGCUUAUUUCAGGUCACAGUCCAAGAUAUUCUUUCAUUUUCUGCAAGAAAAUUAUCUGAAUACAAUGGGAAAUAUUGACCAGGUGGAGAGAUGUUCUGAGAUCAUGAGUCUCGCUGACACGAUCAGUAUGGAAUAUCGAGAGGCGAAUUUGGUAAAUGUGAAUUUAUCACUGUGCAUUCGAGGAGCGAUGGUGCAUAAUGAGAUCCCUUUAACGAGAUGGAAUCCAGUGAGAAAACCAAGGAAGGGAGAUCCAGAAAUGCAAAGAGACGUGGGAAUAGCAGAAGAGCGUUUUUACAAGCAAUUAAUAAACCCAAAAAAAUCGGAGAGUGCUCUGGGCGUAGAUUACAACAUUGAGAACUGAAAAAUUAUAAUUAAUUAUCCCCCAACUUUGAAUCACUU
Molecule: messenger RNA, 1691 nt
Organism: Diachasmimorpha longicaudata
Lineage: Eukaryota; Metazoa; Arthropoda; Insecta; Hymenoptera; Braconidae
Gene: Rad17
Product: cell cycle checkpoint protein RAD17
Exons: 7
Coding region: 199-1653 (484 amino acids)
Biological process (GO): DNA damage checkpoint signaling; mitotic DNA replication checkpoint signaling; DNA repair
Molecular function (GO): DNA clamp loader activity; chromatin binding
Source: RefSeq, a predicted model, not a curated record